Molecule: messenger RNA, 769 nt
Organism: Rhipicephalus microplus (southern cattle tick)
Lineage: Eukaryota; Metazoa; Arthropoda; Arachnida; Ixodida; Ixodidae
Source: RefSeq, a predicted model, not a curated record
GUCCUGUGCGCAGUUUCAGCUUGAAGCUGCUGUCUUCCAUGCAGCACUGUACUGGGAUCUAUUUCAGCUGUGAAGCCUCAUCCGAAGACUUUUACCUCGGUGGUCUUAGAUAUUGAAGUAUACCUCAAACUACACUCGAUAGCGAGCCAGAGUUUCCCACAUUCGUGGCAUACAUUGGGAACGGCUGGGACACAACCAUGAACGGUGACUUCUUGACGACUGCCUUUCCGGUCGUCUUGGUUCUGUUUGUGACCGACAAGUACGAAAAAGAACAGACGUUCACUCUGGAGGUGUUUCCCGAGUUUAAGCAUUACAACAUCAGCCUGUGGAGCUCCCGCGGUGGCGAAUGCGGAUAUUCCGCCUCAUCGGACCUGGUUGAUUGGAGACGAGAAUACCUUGAGUCUUCUGCUGUUGUCCGGUAUGACGGUUUACCGGAAGGAAAGUACUGCAUCACGGCUCAUCCAAUCACGGACCGCUGUUUUCCUUCCGAUUUCUGCCACAGACUGGCUACCCCAACUUUUCACGUGAAACGGAAGUUACGUCCGUUCGUUCGAGUUGGGAAACCAGCAGGACCACCGGCUUGACUGACAGCGAAGAUUUCUAGGCGUCACCGUCGAUGAGGAAAAAUAAAUGUCAGCGCCUGUAGCGGGUAAAGUCUGGCGAGUCGGAGUACGUAGCGCGACAACUGUCACUUGAGAAGAGGAAAGCACCUAUGACCUACGGCAGUGGUUCUCUAGUUUCCAAGUCUAAAUAAACAACCCAGCUUGUA